GUUUUUCGUUGGAAUAUACGUUGCACAUUUAUGGCGAUUCUGAGCGUGAGGGCAGACUUCUGCCAGGCUCAGCACAGCGUUUUCGCUGACAAGUGAGCUUGGGGCUUCUAUGUGCCAUAAUUAACAUUGCCUUGAAGACUCUGGACACCGAGACUGGCCUCAGAAACAGUUGGCUUUUUUUUUUUUUUUUUUUUUUUUUUUUUUUUUUUUUUAUUGCAAGCAUAUUUCUUUUAAUGACUCCAGUAAAAUUAAGCAUCAAGUAAACAAAAGUGGAAAGCAACCUACACUUUUAACUUGUCUCACUAGUGCCUAAAUGUAGUAAAGGCUACUUCAGUUUUGUAUGUAGUUGGAAUUUUUGGAGUCCGAAGGUAUCCAUCUGCAGACAUUGAGGCCCAAGUUGAAUUUGGAUUCAAGUGGAUUCUAAAUACUUCUGCUUACCUUGAAGAGAGAAGCUUCUUAAAGAAUAAACAAGUUGAAUAGAGAAAACACUGAUUGAUACUAGGCAUUUUAGUGGUCUUUUUAAUGUUUUCUGCUGUGAAACAUUUCAAGAUUUAUUGAUUUUUUUUUUUCAUUUUCCCCAUCACACCUACACACGCACGCUCACACUUUUUAUUUGCCAUAAUGAACCGUCCAGCCCCUGUGGAGAUCUCCUAUGAGAACAUGCGUUUUCUGAUAACUCACAACCCUACCAAUGCUACCCUCAACAAGUUCACAGAGGAACUUAAGAAGUAUGGAGUGACAACUUUGGUUCGAGUUUGUGAUGCUACAUAUGAUAAAGCUCCAGUUGAAAAAGAAGGAAUCCACGUUCUAGAUUGGCCAUUUGAUGAUGGAGCACCACCCCCUAAUCAGAUAGUAGACGAUUGGCUGAACCUGUUAAAAACCAAAUUUCGUGAAGAGCCAGGUUGCUGUGUUGCAGUGCAUUGUGUUGCAGGAUUGGGAAGGGCACCCGUGCUGGUUGCACUUGCUUUGAUUGAAUGUGGAAUGAAGUAUGAAGAUGCAGUUCAGUUUAUAAGACAAAAAAGAAGGGGAGCAUUCAAUUCCAAACAGCUGCUUUACCUGGAGAAAUACCGACCUAAGAUGCGAUUGCGUGUCAGAGACACCAAUGGGCACUGCUGUGUUCAGUAGAAAGAAGUGUAAACGAAGGCUGACUUGAUUGUGCAUUUAGAGGGAACUCUUGGUACCUGGAAAUGUGAAUCUGGAAUCUUAACUGUGUCACCAAAGUAGCGAUGGAUUCAGUACUCCUCAACCACUCUCCUAAUGAUUGGAAAAAAGCAAAAAAGAAAUCCCUCUAUAACAUGAAUAAAAUGUUUAAGAAAAGAAAAA
Puma concolor (puma) is the source of this 1323-nucleotide messenger RNA. The record is from RefSeq and is a predicted model, not a curated record. Lineage: Eukaryota; Metazoa; Chordata; Mammalia; Carnivora; Felidae.